CCUGUUCUCCACUGCACGCGCCAGACCAGCCCUUUAUAAAUAUAAGCCCCACUGGGUACCGUUUGCGUUUUCAACCGUUGGACAAGGAGGGCAUCAUUUGCAUCUCAAGACUGUUUUAACGUCGCUUCACUUCUUUCAGAUACAGCAACAUAGCACCAUGUCAGGAAUGAUCGUCAAGCUCAGCCGCGGCAUGAGCCGUGCUGCCCCUGUUCUAAGCCGCGGUGUCCACUCUGGUAAACGCUCAGCCUCCACCGCUGCCUUCAAAUUGAGAAUGGAGCGUCCACUCACCCCAGAGGAAAUCUAUGCCCGUGAGGACAAACAUGGAGCACACAACUACCAUCCCCUUCCUGUAGCCUUAGAGAGAGGGCAAGGCAUCUAUGUAUGGGAUGUUGAAGGAAACCGCUACUAUGAUUUCCUGAGUGCUUACAGCGCAGUAAACCAGGGUCACUGUCACCCAAAGAUUGUUUCUGCACUCACAGCCCAGGCAUCAAAACUCACCCUGACAUCCAGAGCAUUCUACAAUGAUGUGCUGGGAGCUUAUGAGGAGUACGUCACCAGCAUGUUUGGCUAUGAUAAGGUCUUGCCUAUGAACACAGGUGUCGAAGGUGGGGAGACUGCCUGUAAACUUGCUCGCAAGUGGGCUUACAAUGUCAAGGGUGUUCCCAAGAACAAGGCAAAGAUAAUUUUUGCAGAGGGAAACUUCUGGGGCCGCACCAUGGCAGCCAUCUCCAGCUCCAAUGACCCCAGUAGUUAUGAAGGUUUUGGCCCCUACAUGCCAGGCUUUGAGAACGUCCUGUACAAUGACACUGCUGCACUGGAGAAAGCUCUUCAAGACCCAAAUGUUGCAGCUUUCAUGGUGGAACCCAUCCAGGGUGAGGCUGGGGUGGUGGUGCCUGACCAGGGCUACCUAACUAAAGUUCGAGAACUUUGCACCAAACAUAACGUGUUGUGGAUUGCUGAUGAAGUUCAAACAGGUCUGGCAAGAACUGGCAGGCGGUUGGCUGUGGACCAUGAAGAAGUCCGUCCAGAUCUUGUGAUUCUGGGCAAAGCUCUUUCUGGAGGAACUUAUCCUGUAUCUGCUGUGCUGUGUGAUGAUGAGAUUAUGCUGACCAUCAAGCCUGGAGAGCACGGGUCCACGUAUGGAGGAAACCCGGUGGCGUGUCAGGUUGCAAUGGCCGCACUAGAGGUGAUGGAGGAGGAGAAGUUGGCAGAAAAUGCUCAAAGGAUGGGAGAGAUCCUGCGGGCGGAACUGAGGAAACUCCCCAAAGAUAUUGUGACCACAGUCAGAGGGAAAGGCCUGCUGAAUGCAAUCGUUAUCAAAGAGACCAAAGACUAUGACGCCUGGAAGGUUUGCCUGCGCCUUCGAGACAAUGGACUGCUUGCAAAGCCCACCCAUGGUGACAUCAUCCGUCUAGCCCCUCCCCUUGUCAUCAAAGAGGACGAGCUACAUGAGUGUGUCGACAUCAUCCAGAAAACCAUCCUGUCCUUCUGAACAACCACUGUUACAUACUCCAAAAAUACACAAAAAAACCUGCAAACUAAAAGUCAACAUUGGCCAAAGCUACUGACAAAAAAAUCACCCAGCACAUUUAUUAGUUGUUUUAAUGUAUUAGUUUUUCAAAGAUGGAGGUUCUUUGGAGGUUUUACUGUGGAAAUGCUGUGUAAAGACUGAGAAGUGUGCCUCUAUGAGGCUACACUGCAACUAUUUUACAGGGAAAACUGCAGUAAAGGAAAAUGCUGCAACAAGAAGACUUCAUAACAAGUGGGAAAACUUAAAUGUUUGGUCCAACGCCAACAUAAUUAAUCUAAAAAGGGUUGAUUCACAUAUUUGCUGGUUAUUGUUGAUGUAAAUAAUUAAUGUAAUAUCUUUAAAUAUUCUUUUGGUUUUUAAAAUGUUUAGUUCUUACCAGUGAUGUGUUUUCCAAAGUUACAACUUGAUUUAGACUCUUUUCUAUCUAAGAGACUGCUGUUGGGAGUACUAAAACCAAGGUCAGAAAGAACCAGUUAGUGUUGCAUUUAAGGUCAGCUGGUCUAGGUAUUUCUAACCAAGAAUCAGAUUUCUACACAUCUUAAAGCUUGAAAUAUACCUGUAUGAAUUUCAGGUUUUGAAUGUUUUUCCUAGAGACUUUUAAAGUAUCUUAACACGCUUAUACUUUAAAAAUGUUUAAUUUCCUGUUCACAUUUUAGUGCUUUCACUUGAAUCUAACAUUUAUUUUAAUGUUACUGUGAAAGAAAUUAUUUCUUGAUCUUGAAUUCUGUUCUAGAACUGAUGUAUUUUCUCUUUUUGAUAUUUAAAAUGAUUAUUUUAUUCUAUUGAAUUUGGUGUAUUUUAUUUCUACAAGGAACUUGCUGUAAGGGAAUUCAUGAGUGCUGGAUGGCUGAGAUGGUUCAAAAUGGUAACAGUAUCUGUAUAUUGUUGAACUUUUUGAAGAAUGUUUUAUCUGUUGGAUAGAAAUGCUAAUAUUGUCUUUUCAAAGGCACUUUGACCUUUUAUGUUGUUACAUAAUCCUUUAUUCCAUUAAUAAAUUAUUGCAGGUCUUA
Molecule: messenger RNA, 2541 nt
Organism: Cheilinus undulatus (humphead wrasse)
Lineage: Eukaryota; Metazoa; Chordata; Actinopteri; Labriformes; Labridae
Gene: oat
Product: ornithine aminotransferase
Exons: 10
Coding region: 158-1492 (444 amino acids)
Cellular component (GO): cytoplasm
Molecular function (GO): L-ornithine transaminase activity; identical protein binding; pyridoxal phosphate binding
Source: RefSeq, a predicted model, not a curated record